Molecule: messenger RNA, 2204 nt
Organism: Bipolaris sorokiniana ND90Pr
Lineage: Eukaryota; Fungi; Ascomycota; Dothideomycetes; Pleosporales; Pleosporaceae
Exons: 2
Coding region: 319-1833 (504 amino acids)
Cellular component (GO): plasma membrane; cellular bud neck
Source: RefSeq, a predicted model, not a curated record
CCUGCCGCCGCCCCUACCGGGCCUUUGCGACGUUUCGGCUUAAGCAGGCCUUCAUUCAGGGACACCAGCCUACACAAUACACACAAUUCUCCCUCUCUCUUCUCAGGCUCUCCCAUGCUUGCCCCCCUUCCCGAUUGCGAUAUACCCGGGAGUCAUGUGAGGCCUGUUGUCCGCCGUCGAUCGUCAUAAGCUUAGUCUCAUCAUCAACGUCGUAUCGCAAUUCAAUUUUCACUUUAUACCCGCUGGUCGGAACACGUCUUCCUGACGCCUCUGUCUUCGCGUGAACUGUGACUUUGCUGUCACGCCCCUGGCAUCGCGAUGCCGUCGUUACUCGGGACCUCGCUGUUGGCGCGCCAGAACCCCUUGGACGACGCGAGGAACACCUUUUCGUCAUGGGAUAACUGCAUGGCCAAAUCCUACUGCAAAUGGCCAGUUAUUGUCGGAAUCAUCAUUGGCGGUCUCAUCCUCUUCUCAGUGAUUACCUGCAUUGCGCGAUGCAUAUGUUGCGGCGCUGAGUGCGCCUGCUGUUGCUUCAGAUGCUGCGCUUCUUGCUGUGGCGGCGGCCGCCGCCGAGGAAGCUCGCACAAGCGCAUCAAGAGUGAUUCUGGACAUCCAUAUCCUCCUCAAUCGUAUGGCCCGCCUCCUCCUCAAGCGAACCCUUAUGCGCAGGCGCAUGCUGCCGCGCCACCUCCACCGGUCUUCAACCCGCGACUGGCAAACCAGCAGCAAUAUCAGUCCAACCCUAUGCCCACAUUUACACCUGCCCCCCAACAAGAAAGGCCGCAAUAUGCCACAUUUGAUUCAUCCAAGCCUGCAGCAAACGAAGACUCCCUUCCAGCUAUGCCGACGUGGAAGGAAGGACGAGAUGUGCACGUAGAAGUAGAGGAACAGCCAGUGGCACAAAAGAAGGGAGACAUGGAGUUGGACAGGCUAGAUCACAAUGGCAGUGUGACAAGUGGAUCCAUGGGAGGCGUGGCGGCAACAGCAGUAUCUGGAGCAAGACGGUCUCCUGGCCCGGGCAGGUCCCCAGUUUCGCCAGAUUAUGGAUAUCCACAAAACAAUUCGUUUGUGAGCGAUGCCCCGUCUUACAACAACAGCAGCAGCCAGGGACAGUAUGGUCAGCCAUAUGGCCAGCAAGGCGGAUAUCGCCAGGGCUCGCCUGGACACGGUCGAUCUCCAGUGUAUGGAGCCGGUGCAGGGUACGGCCAGCAGCAGCAACAGCCAUACGGUCGACGUUCACCAGGACCAUCCCAAGCAUACGGUUCCCACGACCAGCUGAGCCAACAGAGUGACAUGCACGCACCGUACCACGAACUACCAACAUCCUACAACCAACCCCAAACAUCAUACAAUCAACCACAAUCAUCCUACGACCAACCGCAGUCAUACAACCAGUCAGCACCCUACAACAACCACCAAGACACUUACGACCAACGAGACUACCCCGACGAGCCCACACACAACUACUCAUCCCAGGCACCCCCCUCCAACGCAUACAACUACAACGCAAGCAUAGCCCCCUCGUACCACACCUACGACCCAGCACCACCACCUGUGCAGCCCCUACCCUCCCCACCACCACAAUCCUCGGGUCCCCCACCAUCCCUCACCCCCGGCCGUCCCAACCAAACAACCUCACCGGUAUCAGCGUACCCGGGACAAAGAUCCUACACUCCGGCCGCGGACACGGUAGCACCACCACAGCAACAAGCCCCACCGCAGCCUUCUUACCGAGCAUUUACCCCGGGAGCUGAGACUCAGCAGCAGUCGCAGCAGCAGCAGUAUGGGGGUGUGGGCAGGAAACUGGUUGAUGGGUCGUACAGGGAUAUAUAGGGGGUUUGUGAUGUACAAUUAGUUUUAGUUUUUUUUUAUGUUGUCUGAAUAUUCUGGUGAAUCUUCUUCUGAUACCCCCACCAUUUUUUUUUACUCUUAAGUGUGCUUUUUGUGUCUGUGAGGCUUGGUGGUGUGAUUUCCUCUGUUGUCAUUUGUUGGUUGGUUCAUGAGGCUUUUUAUCAGUUGAGUUUAUCAGGGGAAAGAUGUGGCUGUUUAGUUUUUUGUGGCUUGUGAUUAUUUAGUCUAGUUUGGCCUGAGGGUAGGGGGACUAGAGACGUGGCGACGGCGUUGGUGGAGGCGUGCAGACUAGAGUUGUAGCGUGUAGACUAGGAACUGCAAGUAUCAUGACUUUAAAGACGAGCAAAUCGAGA